This is a messenger RNA of Drosophila obscura, 582 nucleotides long. RefSeq lists its product as uncharacterized. Bases 31 to 504 code for a protein of 157 amino acids. Gene Ontology annotation, biological process: vacuolar proton-transporting V-type ATPase complex assembly. NCBI's taxonomy places the organism in Eukaryota, Metazoa, Arthropoda, Insecta, Diptera, Drosophilidae. The transcript is spliced from 2 exons. Gene Ontology annotation, cellular component: extrinsic component of endoplasmic reticulum membrane. The record is from RefSeq and is a predicted model, not a curated record.
UCUUGUAAAUUAACUUCUGCAAAUAUUAAUAUGCUUGCGGAAAAGGUAGAAAAAGAGGCUGCUGGCCAGCUGCUGGAUGCCAUGUACCUGGAUAUGUUUCAUUUAAUCGAAGAGCACACCCAGAGUCGAGUGAAUUUGGAGAGAUCGAACGCCAGCGGAGCCAUACUUUUGGCCAGAACAAGAUUCCAGACUGGUGGCUGUAAUUCCGUGUCCAAGGCACAGAUCCCAACGGAGAACAGUGCCGAAUUCAAUGCCCUGUGCCGGGUCAUACAGGCCAAAGACGAGAAUGGGAUCAACAUCGAGCGUCAUGCGGUGGAUAAGGCCAAUGGUUACGUGGAGCCACUGCAUUGGUUCUCGGUUCUGCCGCCCAUGAGUUUACGCCAUGCAGUGACCAAAUUCAGGGAUUGCAUUGAGCUCGUUGCGGAGAGCACUAAUCUGCAGAGGCAGCUGACAGAUGUUUUGUGCUGGAUCUCCAAGCUGCGACAGAGUGUGCUACAGCAGUAGAUGCACCCAUUGGGCAACCAAUCAAAUGUAUUAUUAAGAAUAAAGUUAAUUACAUGAAGGCUCCAUUUCUUUUCCGAA